AUGUUACAUUUCCGUCGAUAUUUGCAUCGAAUAUUAUUCUUGCUGGUAUUCUUUGUUCUUUCCUACUUUUUAUACCCGCGAACCCAAAACGUGAGGCGUUUGAGAUAUCCGGCUGUCCCGCAAGAUGGAUUUUCGUGCCCGAGUAAUUACAUUAGUAAUGUUUCGGCUGUGGAUUUGACCCCAAAAUGGUCAAGAGAAACAGCGAGGGUUCUGGUUAUUGGUUUAAAAAAUGAUAAGUUGGAAAAGAGGGCGAUCAUUAACUCCCUUGAUUACCUGAAGAUUCCUGUUUUUGUGGAGAAUAUUGAAGAGAUAUCUGGAUUGUUAUUAGAAUUUACUUCUGGAAUUUUGUAUGAAGUUAUAAUUUUUACUGACCUCAACAUCUUCUACUCAUUAUCAGCUGAAGAUAAGGUUCUCUUGGAGAAUGCUUGUUCCAAAUACAAGAUUGGUAUUAUUUCAUUUACCAAACGAACUGGGUCCUACCAUGAUAUUGAUGUUGUCCAAGUUGUGAAGCCGGUUAAUUUCAAAUUCAUUGAUGGAAAUUUCACGCGAAUCGCUAAAGUCGGUACAAAGAUACCUGAACUUCUACCAGAUAUCUCUGCGUGGUACAGGAUCGACAUUAAACAAGGAUGGAGCAGUGUGAUAGUAGCGGAGGACAAAAAUGGUACAUCGAUCAAUGUGGCGGUGAGAAGAGAUUCUCCUUUCGAUCAUGUUGUCAUCGGACAUAAUCUAACAAAUUGGGUAACAAAAGUGGCCUUCUUGGAUGCGCUUUCCUUCUUACUCGGUGAGAAAUGGACUGGUGGAAAUGAGAGGUAAGUACUUCUAUACUGUUUUGUGUUUAUUCUUUCUUUAGGUUUAUUCAAAUUGAUAUCGACGAUGUUUUUGUUGGGCAAGUUGGUACUCGCAUUGUCAAGGAGGACGUCACUAGAUUGAUUAAAGCUCAGAAAACAUGGAGGGAUAGUUUUAUCGAUGGAUUUACAUUUACAUUGGGAUUCUCAGGGUCUUUUUUUGGACGAGGAACAUCUGAAGAACUCGAUGGUGAUGAGGAACUUCUAAGUAAUUAGAUUUUUUUAAUUUUAAUUGUUUUUUAGAGCAAGCUCAUCAUUUCUUAUGGUUCCCUCACAUGUGGAAACACAACCAUGCCCAUGAAUAUUCAUAUGACAAUCUUACAAGUCUGAUGGAUCUCAACAAACAAUUCGCUCUUUCGAAUGGUCUAAAUGUAUCUCUCAAUUACGCGGUUUCUCCUCAGCAUACUGGGGUUUAUCCAAUCCAUCAACCUUUAUACAAGGCUUGGAAAGAGAUAUGGAAUGUGAAAGUGACUUCGACGGAAGAGUAUCCUCAUUUUCAGCCAAGUUCAAAAAGGAGAGGAUUCGCAUUUAAUGGGAUAAGAGUGCUGCCCAGACAAACUUGUGGAUUGUACACUCAUACUAUGUACUUCCAUGCUCUUCCAAAUGGAUUCAAAGCAUUCAAAGAUAACAUCGAAGGAGGCUCUGUCUUCAAUGAUAUCCUUUUUAAUCAGGUAAAUUGAUCUCAUUUGUUUUUGAACCUGAAGCUUUAGUUCAACAUCUUCAUGACACAUCAACAGAAUUGGGGAAAUGACCGUCUGGCAAUUUAUUUGUUUGAAAACACCUUCACAUUUAUAAAGUGUUUCACAAAUCUUCGGCUGAAGUGGAUUCCACCGACAGAAAUGGCUGUCAGAUACUUUAAGCGUACUGGAUCUUCAGAAUCCCUCUUGUAUACCGACGAAUGUAGUGACAAAAGACAUGUUCAAGGUUUAUCUUAUUUGAGGAAAUGCGACAACUCUUCAACUUUACCCAAUUUGCUGAUACUGGGACCUCAGAAGACAGGUGCGUGGUCGAUUAUAUUGUAUUUUGUCUUUAGGUACAACUGCUCUUGCUGAAUUCCUCAAGAUCCAUGCAAAUGUUUCGAGUAACAUUGAUGUGAUUGGAUCUUUCGAAGAACCUCAGUUCUUCGGCCAAAAUAAUUACCUAAAAGGGGUUAAUUGGUAUAAGAAGUUGUUUAAUCAAGGUCAGAAGGUCGUGUUUGAGAAGUCCGCCAAUUACUUUGAUAAUCCUAAGGUAGCAGAGCAAGUUUUCCACCUUCUACCAAAGUCCAAAUUCAUCGUUAUCCUGAUGGAUCCGGUCGAUCGAGCGUACUCUUGGUAUCAGGUAAGAAUAAUUUCUAUUUCCUUUUUCAAUCGUCUUUUCAAGUGUUAUUUGAUAUCUUUAUUUGUCCAUUUUAGCACAUGAAAGCCCACAAUGACUCCAUUGCAUCUCAAUUCAAUUUGUCUUACAUUUUAAAGGAGAAGAAUGACAACUCGAUUAAGAGGCUAAGACGAAGAUGUCUGAACCCGGGAGAAUAUGCGGUGCAUUUACAUCGAUGGCUGGAGUUAUUCAAUUUUGAUCAGUUCAUCUUUAUCGACGGAAAACAGUUGAAAGAAGAGCCGAGCAAAGUCAUGAAUCAACUCUUGAGGGAUCUUCAUCUGCCUUUUAUGGAUUAUCGCAGAAUACUCAAGUAUAACGAAAAGAAAGGGUAUUUCUGCAUCGAUUUCAAAGACAAAACGAAGUGCCUUGGCUCUUCAAAGGGCAGAAAAUACGACAAAAUGGACGAAGAAACGAGAAACCUCUUGGAAAAUGAGUUCAGAUACCAUAAUCGGGAUCUCAAGCUGCUUCUCACUCAUUUUAAGUCUAAAUUGCCAUACUUUUUAAAGUGA
Molecule: messenger RNA, 2710 nt
Organism: Bursaphelenchus xylophilus (pine wood nematode)
Lineage: Eukaryota; Metazoa; Nematoda; Chromadorea; Rhabditida; Aphelenchoididae
Source: the annotation of a GenBank genome assembly